Penicillium oxalicum is the source of this 414-nucleotide messenger RNA. RefSeq lists its product as uncharacterized. The transcript has 2 exons. Bases 1 to 414 code for a protein of 137 amino acids. Lineage: Eukaryota; Fungi; Ascomycota; Eurotiomycetes; Eurotiales; Aspergillaceae. The record is from RefSeq and is a predicted model, not a curated record.
AUGAAUGUGGGUAGCCUCGGCAAUGACCCCGGCCUGUUCUUUCCCUUCGAGUCGUCUGAUUUUCCACCCAAACCGGUGGCUCAGCUUUCGAUUCGGCCAGAUCCAGUGGGUGCAAUUCUGAAACUAAAAAAUUUCCGACAGACAGGUGCACAUCACACACCUCACCGCUGCAAGCGGUGUAAUGCCAGCCCUUACGAUCAAUCACGCAACGCGCACGAAUGUAUUGACCUCGCGGCACCAGGUUUCGACACUCCCAGACACGUAUACUUUGAAUUGUUCAAGGUCUCUAGGUACACGCCAAAUACGAAGUUCUCACUUGUCAAUUUCUAUCCGGAGAAAUAUUCCAAGCUUGAAGCCAUUGGCUUGAAGAAAAUUCCAACGCUCAGUGCCAAGGUCGCACACCAGAUGAGAUAG